AUGUUCGAGAAGAGCGUGCCCUACGCCAUGCUCGCCUUUGCCGCACCUGUGGUCCUGGCCAUCGCCCGCCAUCCCUCCAUGUUUGUCCGCCGCUACGCCCGCCGUCACCGACUGCUCGGCGGUGCGCUGCUGAUGCAUCUGAGUCUGGGAUGGAUGAUGCUACUGGCUCCGAUGCCACAGGUGAAGGAGGAGAUGAUCAAAGAGUAUUCCACGGCGUACAACGUGGUGUUGGGCCUCCUCGGCUGUGCCACAACAGCAGCAGCCGCUGCAGACUUUGCCGCCGCCCAUGACGAGGCCCGGAUCGCCAACGCCGCCUCGGGCACGUUGUCGGAGCGGGCGGUGGUGACCACCGCCGAGAUGGUGGAGCACGUCUUCUACCAGCUGCUCAACCUGGCACAGGCUGUCUUCAUCGCUCUUGUUCCGGCUUGGCCACUCAGCGCGCGCCUCAUCGCACUUGCUGCCAUCACCUGCCUCUGGCUCCUUCGCCCGCUCUUCCCGGUCAACUCGUUCUCCGACAACUACCAGACCGAUGCGGCUGCAGCAGCCGAAUCGCCGCUCGUUCCUGUCAUGUACCGGGUCAAGAAGGCCCAGUACCUGCUGUACAAGCACGCGCUUCUCCAUGGGCUCAACGUCUCGCUCGCUGUGAACGGACUCGCCCUCGCCUCUCAUCGCGCCUUCCCCUACUACUGGCUCGCCCUCAACACCGCCUAUGUCCUCGAGUUUUUCCUCCAGACCCUUGUCCGCAAGCGCUACAUGGCGCAGUCGGUCCAUCUCGUCAUCAACGGCCUGCUCAUGGCCGUCUCCACCGGCGCCGCCCUCGCCGUCCUCGCCCACGUCGACCUCGCUGCCGCCACCCUCUCGCUCGUCCUCAACUUUGCCCAUCGCGGCCACGAGGUGCUCAACACUGGCCUCGUCACUCUUGUUGCGCUUGCUCGACUCUAGCCGCGCUCCAUCACCCAUCGCUAGCCCCGAUGUUAACACAGAUCACCAC
Messenger RNA from Thecamonas trahens ATCC 50062, 991 nucleotides. RefSeq lists its product as uncharacterized. The transcript has a single exon. Bases 1 to 942 code for a protein of 313 amino acids. NCBI's taxonomy places the organism in Eukaryota, Apusomonadida, Apusomonadidae. The record is from RefSeq and is a predicted model, not a curated record.